AUGCACACGGGGAUUGUCAUCGGUGUUUUCCCCUUUUGUUGUUUCGUUUUGUGUUGUUCGCUGGUUCUUCAAUUACUCUACUCUUCUGUUUAUGAUUUGCGUUACUAUUCUAUGUACGGACAUGUUGAGAAGCUCGCUGAAGAGAUUCAAAAAGGAGCUGCUUCCGUCGAAGGAGUGGAAGCUAAGCUAUGGCAGGUACCUGAAACACUGCCUGAAGAGGUCCUCGGGAAAAUGGGAGCACCUCCAAAGAGUGAUGUUCCAAUUAUUACACCCAAUGAGUUACCUGAGGCUGAUGGCUUAUUGCUUGGUUUUCCCACAAGAUUUGGACUAAUGGCUGCUCAAUUCAAAGCUUUCAUGGAUGCCACAGGAGGCCUAUGGCGUACACAGGCCCUGGCUGGAAAGCCUGCAGGGAUCUUUUACAGCACCGGUUCUCAAGGAGGAGGCCAAGAGACUACUCCGUUGACAUCUAUCACUCAGCUUGUUCAUCAUGGCAUGAUUUUUGUGCCCAUUGGUUACACAUUUGGUGCUGGGAUGUUUGAGAUGGAGAAGGUGAAGGGUGGUUCCCCAUAUGGGGCAGGUACCUACGCUGGGGAUGGCUCCAGACAACCUACCGAGUUAGAAUUGGCUCAAGCUUUCCAUCAGGGGAAGUACUUUGCUGGCAUUGCUAAGAAACUCAAGGCAUCAUCAUCUCAGUGA
Messenger RNA from Sphenostylis stenocarpa, 696 nucleotides. NCBI's taxonomy places the organism in Eukaryota, Viridiplantae, Streptophyta, Magnoliopsida, Fabales, Fabaceae. The record is from the annotation of a GenBank genome assembly.